This is a messenger RNA of Austrofundulus limnaeus, 2125 nucleotides long. It is a transcript of the gene scnm1, whose product is annotated as sodium channel modifier 1. Bases 84 to 833 code for a protein of 249 amino acids. Gene Ontology annotation, biological process: RNA splicing. Gene Ontology annotation, cellular component: nucleus. The record is from RefSeq and is a predicted model, not a curated record. The transcript is spliced from 9 exons. NCBI's taxonomy places the organism in Eukaryota, Metazoa, Chordata, Actinopteri, Cyprinodontiformes, Rivulidae.
CGCGUCCUCGCCCGGGUGGCAACGGAACCCGCUCUCCGGACAUUUCCGAGCAACAUUGGGUUCGUCCAAGUGGUGGCAGAAUCAUGUCUUUUAAACGAGAGGGAGAUGACAAGAGUCAACUCAGUAUUCUUAAGAAACGACGUGUGGCAGACCUACUAUCCAAUUUUAUUCCGGAUGAUGAGGCUACUCUUUUGAAAAAUGGAAGAUACACUUGCCUUGUGUGCUCCUACCGCCCUGUGUUUGAUACAGUUGAUACACUGACAGUCCACAGGCAAGGAAAGAAGCAUCUAGCAGGAUUAAAAGCCUUUUAUGGCAAAAAAGCAAAACUCAAGAAUGAAAUAACAAAAAGGCAACAUGAAAACUACAUCCAGGCUGAAGACAGACAGGCACCGUCCAGUUCAGCACCUUUACUGGAACAAACCCGGAAGCUCACUCACCACGCUUUACUGAAGACGGUCCCGUAUAACAGCUGUCACAGAAAAACCAGCACGAAACCCGAAAAAAACCAGGUUAAUCCCACUGGAAACCCUUGCAACAAAAUACCACCUGAACACUUGAAAGAUGAUGUUUCAGAUCGUUUACCAACAAGCAGUUCUGUACACUGUGCAGAGUCUUUAACAACAGCAGACAGAUUAGGAUCAAAGUCUGCUGCAAACCAAGCAGAGGAACCUCUGACAGCCCAGAGGAGGAUGGAGCUGGAGCAUUAUCUCAAACUGAAAAGUGAUGGAUGGGUGCGAGACCUGAACGGCCGUUGGGUUAAAGAUGAGAACGUGGAGUUUGAUUCAGAUGAGGAGGAGCCUGCUUCACCUGCACUUCUACCUACAAAUCACUGAGAGGACUAUGAACUGUGAGAAAACUCACCAAAUCCUGAACCACACGGGGUACGAUUAUAGAAACAGCCAGAACUCUGUUAGCAAAAACUUCCUUAAACAGAUUGAGCAACUUUUUCAUAGGUUAUAUUGUUAUAAUUUGAUACAUUUUCCAUAUUAAUUUCCCUCCAGCAUUAUAAUAGAUUGUCAGUGAGAAGAGACCCAAUUACACCUGUAUCCACGUGUUCAUCGAUCACCACCAGUUUCACAAAAUCAUUUUAUCACUAUCAAAAAGAAAGUAAUUUUAUUUGACUGAAACCAAUUUCCUGCAGAAAAUAUUCUGUCCUAAGUCUUCAUAGUGUGAAAUUAAGCGACAUAUGAAAAGAAACGAAUGCAUCCAACAGAAACAUUGAAUAGCUGACAGAAAAUAGAGAAUUUAUUACAUUUCAGCACGCAUGGAUGGUUUUGAAGACUUACCUUUUUAAUUAAACUCUCAUUACUCCAACUUAUUGAGAGUUCACUGUCAAACUCAUUGCCUAUCUUUGACCCCAAAAAGAAGAAACUUGUUAAAUGGAGGAAAUUCAAUUUUCACAUACUGUAUAUGUUGUGUUAAAGUCUACAGCUGUAAAAUCAUAAAUUGAUGUCUUUUAAAAGGGAGUAAAACUUGAAAAGAAAAAGUGUUAUUGUGUAAGAAGCAGUGUUUUCAGUAAAUAAAAGAGAGUUAAAGAAAUUAGUAGUGGACGGAACUCAAGCAAACAGAAUCUUCAUAGGUUAGCAGCUGUUUCUGUUUAUACAUUUUUAAUGAGUGCACAAGAGUUCGACCUUCUUAAGUUAGUUUUUAUAUUUGGACCAAGGUAACUCAAGCCCACCGGGCAAAGUUAUGUUUUGCGUCAGGGUCGAGAUGGGACAUAAAAUAGGUCAAGUGUUUGGGGGGACCAGAAAAGACUUAAAAGAAAAUGAAGUGCUGUGGGUUCCUCUGAGACGACGUCACCUAAUCUUCAUUGUAGAGCUUAUUAAAAUGGGCGUUAUCGAAAAUUGAAUCAAAUUAUUGUAAAUUGUUGCAAAGUUUGUUGACUUUUUUUUAACAAUUCAUUCAGCUUCAUCUCCAGAAAUACAUUCAUAUAGGUAUUUGUUUCUAAGAAUGCACAGGGUGUAAAAACAACACUGAACUUGCCAAAAAUGUAGAAGAAAAUAGUUAAAUAUACACUUUUAUUGAACUUAUUUACAAAUUUGUUGUCCGUCCCACAUAUAAUUUAGCACCACAGUGAAAUAGUUUUCAUGUAUCAAAAGAACGUGUUGUGUUGAUGUAGGUGAAG